Molecule: messenger RNA, 210 nt
Organism: Meyerozyma guilliermondii ATCC 6260
Lineage: Eukaryota; Fungi; Ascomycota; Pichiomycetes; Serinales; Debaryomycetaceae
Exons: 1
Coding region: 1-210 (69 amino acids)
Source: RefSeq, a predicted model, not a curated record
AUGAGCUCAGCAACCGCAGCUUGGCGUUUUUCACUCAUAUCGGCGUCUUCUUCUUCAUCUUCUUCUUCAUCUUCUGCUCCUUCUUCGUCGCUAUUAGCUUCUUCAGCUCGAGCCCCAGGCUCGUCGGCUUCAUCCGCUUCUUCUUCGUCUCCCUCGUCGUCCUCCGCUUCCGCCUCCGCUUCCUCUGCGGUUUCCUCAACCGUUUCGUGA